Molecule: messenger RNA, 3417 nt
Organism: Acytostelium subglobosum LB1
Lineage: Eukaryota; Evosea; Eumycetozoa; Acytosteliales; Acytosteliaceae
Exons: 3
Coding region: 1-3417 (1138 amino acids)
Biological process (GO): endosome organization; endosomal transport
Cellular component (GO): endosome; WASH complex
Source: RefSeq, a predicted model, not a curated record
AUGUCGAGUGCAGCUAAUGUUAGCAGCACAAGUCUUGCAAACAAUCCAGAUGAAUACCAAUUCGAUGCAUUUGAGGAUGGUUCGUCAAAGCUUGUAGGUGAACAACAAUUGACAAAGUUGAAUCAGUUCGCAGUUGAUUAUGCUCAGCAGAUAUGGCAUAUUGAGGAGGCGUUGGAUGAAUCGCUUAGCGAUACAACCGACUUUAACAUCGAUCCAGUGUCUUUGUAUAUCAGACCCUACGAGCAACAGGAUAUCAUCGAGUUGAUCAAAACCGAGCACAAGAUAUUCAACAAGGUGAUGUUGGUGUUCUCAUCACUCACCAAUCAGGUGAGGAUAUUGAAGGAGACGGCUGAACUGCGCUUCUUCCAGCCACUUAUUGUCUUUGGUGAGAUCACCGGUGAGGCCAGCGAGGGUGAUGUGCAAGUGGAAGUCGGUCGUCUGCUUCCCUUCAUGAUCGACCUCUCAGCCUUUGUCAACCGUUGUUAUGCCAUCACUCGUAACAUUGUCAGUCAGCUCGCAAGCUGCUACCAAGCCCAGGCCAACGCCUUCUCCAAGUUCUUCAAGAACAUUCAUCUCCAGUCAGUGUUCUACGCAUUGUCAGACUUGUUCUCUGUUCUGAUCACAUUGGAUCAGAUCGUUGUGCAGAACCAGGCAUUGGCAUCAUCGUGGGGUAGAUUCCAACGCAUGGUAAAGUCUGUGCGUGCAGAGCCAGGCAAGUAUGGCGUGGCCGAGGAGGACCGCCUAUGGCAGCUGGAGAAGCUGUUGCUCAGUCUUAAGGGCCAGCUGCUCGAGGGCUACAUCUACCAGGCGUGCAUCACGCAGGAGUUUGACUUCCCAGGCGUCGUCGACGUCAAGAACAACAAGGUGCUCAAGGCUGAGUUUGGCCUGAACGUCAAGUCGCUGUUCUCGCUUCUGCAGGCCAAGAUCAUGGACCCCUCCGAGCUGUACCUGCGCGAGCGCUUCCCCGGCAUGCUGGGUCUGUACACCUUCUUCAUCUCGCUGUUCAAGGACAUCACCGACAAGUCCUUCUUCAAGCAGGUGUGGGAGCUGACCAAGCGUGUACCCAUGGUGUCGAUCUACACCAACGUCAUCUGGUAUCCCGCCGACUUUAUCGUCGCCCUGAUGCCCGGCAUGAUCAAGUCGGUCGUGGGCAACCCCGACAUCCAAUCGGUGCGUCGCGACUACCUCAAGAUCGUCGACAAGGAGUUCGCCCCACGCGUCAAGUCCUACUAUCUGCAGGUGAGCCGUUGGAUGGUGCGCAUGGAGUCUGGCCGCCUCAACAACCGCGGCACCUUCUGGGACGCCAACUACUCACGUAUCGGCCAGAUCAUCCAGGGUAUCUUGCUGUCGUACCACAUCAGCCAUCUGUUCAAGACAAUGAUCGGUCUGCACAUGAGUUUGACGGCGCCACUCAAGCCAUCAGACGUGCGCCGUCUCUUCCAGUGCGCCGAGCUGCUCAAGUCGAUCCAGGGCACAUUCCAUCGUCGCUCAGCCAUGAUCUCUGCGCACAUCUCGCUGAUGACCCAGCAGCUGACUCAGAUCAUCACCAACAAGCUCGACGUCAUCCGCGCCAAGUACACUGGCAAGGCAACCUACACAGACACUGAGCUCGACGUGAUCAUGGCACUCACACUCACCACCGACCUGUUGUCGGGCGUGGCCACACCGGAGCGUCUCACAAUCGUCAAGCUCUGCCUCAACGUGAUCUACCAGAUCAACGUGCUGAAGGACCCCGACAUUGAGGAGCUGCGUCUGCACAUCAAGCGUCUCGAGUUCAUCUCGGACAUCCACGCAUCCAUCCGCCGCGUGUGCGACUGCUCGCUGCUGUUCUGGGCACGCGACCUCUUCCCAACUUACCUGACCUACAUCUACGACAACCCAUCGCAGGCCAACAGUCUGCAGUACACCCUCACUGGUAUGAAGGACGUCGUGUCGAUCCUGGAGAAGGCGAUCCACGUCGAGCACCCCUCGUCGCUCAUCGACGUGUACCGCAAUGAGCUUGAGGAAAUGGUCGAGAAGAGCAUCAUCAACCCACUGGGCAAGGACAUCGAGACGGACCUGCGUCUACGCAUCCACGCCUUCCUCAACGUCGAGGAGAAGGACCCAUUCAAGAGUGGCAUCCGCGAGUUUGGCAAGUUCCUCGAGCUCAAGCCACUGCGCUUCUUUGACAAGACCAUCGACAUCAAGUCGCGCAUUGAGCACUACCUCGACUCGACCUUCUACAACCUCAACACGGUGUCGCUAUUUGACUGGAAGACCUACUCCGAGAUGAGGAACAUGGCCUUCUACAAGUACGGACUAAACCUGCUGGAGGUGCACUUGCCCGGAGCCACACUCGAGCAGGGUCUCGACGUGCUGGAGAUCAUGAGGAACAUCCACAUCUUUGUCGCUCGCUACAACUACAACCUCAACAACCAGAUCUUCAUCCAGCGUUCAUCCAACAGCAAGACGCUCAACACGAUCAACAUCACACACAUUGCCAACUCGAUCAGGACGCACGGCGCCGGUAUCAUGAACACCACCGUCAACUUUGCCUUCCAGUACCUCAAGCAAAAGUUUGGCAUCUUCUCCGAGUUCCUCUUUGACGAUCACAUCAAGUCACGUCUCUACAAGAACAUCAAGUACUUCCGCGAGAACAAGGCCCAGCUGGACUCGAUGUACCCCUACGAGCUGGCCAUCGAGUUUGAGAAGGACCUACGUCAGCUCGGUCUGACCGAGGCGGGCCAGAGCUUCCUCGAUCAGUUCCGUGUGUUGGUCACCAACAUUGGUAAUGCCAUGGGCUACAUCCGUCUGGUGCGCUCGGGUGGUCUGCUGUACACCAGUAACGCCAUCAAGUUUGUGCCCGACCUGAAGAAAAUCCCCAACUUUGAGGAGCUGGUCAACAAGCACCAGCUGUCGGGCGAGACCCAGAACGCCUCCAAGAACCUGGACAACGUCAUUGAGAACCUUUCGGCCAACGUGUCCGAGGGCACAGAGUACUUCAAGAUGCUGGUCACCGUGUUUGCCACCGAGUUCCGCAGUCUCAACAACCAACAUCUGCGCAACUUCUACGCGAUCGUACCACCCCUCACCAUCAACUUUGUCGAGCACAUCAUCAACGCCAAGGACAAGCUGUUCAAGAAGUCCAAGGCCAUCGGAGCCGAGAGUCUGCAGUUCACUGACGAUGGUUUUGCCAUUGGUCUGGCCUACAUUCUCAAGCUGCUCGAUCAGAACAAGGAGUUUGACUCGUUGCAUUGGUUCGAGCGUGUCACCAAGAAGCACCAGGAGGACCAAGAGCGCAUCCUCAAGGAGGGCAACAUCCGUGGACUCAAAGAGGAUCAGAACCAGCUGGCCAUCAAGAAGGUGAAGAACAUGCAGCAAGAGUUUGAACUCUUUAGGUAUUCAUUCAGUGGAGCACGUAUAUUCUUCAAGGAUUAA